Seriola dumerili (greater amberjack) is the source of this 4985-nucleotide messenger RNA. RefSeq names its product ubiquitin specific peptidase 47 (gene usp47). NCBI's taxonomy places the organism in Eukaryota, Metazoa, Chordata, Actinopteri, Carangiformes, Carangidae. Gene Ontology annotation, cellular component: cytosol; nucleus. Bases 205 to 4308 code for a protein of 1367 amino acids. The transcript is spliced from 28 exons. The record is from RefSeq and is a predicted model, not a curated record. Gene Ontology annotation, biological process: protein deubiquitination. Gene Ontology annotation, molecular function: protein binding; cysteine-type deubiquitinase activity; cysteine-type endopeptidase activity.
UCCGUUUAUAGCAGGACACUUUGUGCUUGGGCAGUGUAACCGAGAUCACUUUUACAAGCUUACAAGUUUUGGCAAGUUCAAUUUUGUGAUCCAAGCAUCCAGACUUACAACAAACAGGACACAAACCAUGUUUGUGUUGACCGUUGCAAAGUUUUUUCGCUGACAUCCCUGUCCGGAUAGACGCUUGUCUAAACUGUCGCACAAAUGGAAAUGGUGCCUAGCGAGGAGAACCAGUUCGUACCCAAAGAGAUACAAAAUGCGGCUGAGGAGCCCAGAGUGCUGUGCAUAAUCCAGGACACCACCAGUGCAAAGACUGUCAAUGAGAGGCUGACCCUAAACCUACCUGCUUCCACCACCCUCUCCAGACUUUAUGAAGAUGUUGCCCACAAAGCAGGAUAUGUAAAUGGCACCUUUGACCUUGCCUGGGGAAAUAUUCCAGACAUGGCACCACUGGACCAUAACAGUGAGAUGUCCCUCUCAGAUUCGGGGUUUGAGCCUGGUGGUAAGAGGAAUUUCCUCCAGCUUACAGACAAAGAUGGAGAGCAGCCCCAGAUGGCAUCGGAUGAGUCAGGAACAGCAGAUAGCAGUGGACUGGAUGACAGUUCCCAGGAGCGGUUUAUUGGGCCCCUACCGAGAGAAGGCACUGCAGGCUGCAGUGGCGACUACAGUAGUCCAUCUUACUCCUACUCGUCCAUCCUCAACAAAUCUGAGACAGGUUAUGUGGGCUUGGUGAACCAGGCUAUGACCUGUUAUUUGAACAGUCUUCUACAAACUCUGUUCAUGACCCCGGAGUUCAGAAAUGCACUCUACAACUGGGAGUUUGAGGAGUCAGAGGAAGAUCCAGUCACCAGUAUCCCCUACCAGCUGCAAAGGCUGUUUGUCCUGCUGCAGACUAGUAAGAAACGGGCAAUUGAGACCACUGAUGUGACACGGAGCUUUGGCUGGGACAGCAGUGAGGCCUGGCAGCAGCAUGACAUCCAGGAGCUGUGCAGGGUCAUGUUUGAUGCCCUGGAGCAAAAGUGGAAGCAGACAGAGCAGGCUGACCUGAUCAACCAGCUGUACCAGGGGAAGCUGAAGGAUUAUGUCCGUUGUCUGGAGUGUGGCUAUGAGAGUUGGAGGAUUGAUACUUACCUGGACAUCCCUCUUGUGAUCAGACCCUUCGGAGCCAGCCAAGCCUAUGGCAGUGUGGAGGAGGCUUUGCAGGCGUUCAUCCAACCAGAAACUCUGGAUGGGCCCAACCAGUACUUCUGUGAGCGCUGCAAAAAGAAAUGUGACGCCCGGAAGGGUCUGAGAUUUCUGCACUUUCCCUACCUGCUGACACUACAGCUGAAGCGGUUUGAUUUUGACUACACCACUAUGCAUCGCAUCAAACUAAAUGACCGCAUGACUUUCCCUGAGGAGCUUGACAUGAGUCCAUUCAUUGAUGUGGAAGAUGAGAAGUCGCCUCAGACAGAGAGCUGCACUGACAGUGGAGCGGAGAAUGAAGGCAGUUGCCACAGCGACCAGAUGAGCAAUGAUUUUUCCACUGAUGAUUGUGUGGAUGAGGGCAUCUGCUUGGACAGCACCGGCAGCACAGAGAGGGUGUUGAAGCCAAAGAGUUUGCUGACCUUUGAGCUGUUCUCUGUCAUGGUCCAUUCUGGGAGCGCUGCGGGUGGCCACUACUACGCCUGCAUCAAAUCCUUCAGUGAUGGCCAGUGGUACAGUUUCAACGAUCAGCACGUGAGCAAGAUCACCCAGGAUGAUAUCAGGAAGACAUAUGGGGGGUCCUCAGGGAGCAGAGGCUAUUAUUCCAGUGCCUUUGCAAGCUCUACAAAUGCAUAUAUGCUGAUUUAUAGAUUGAAAGAUCCCUCAAGGAAUGCAAAGUAUUUAGCUGUGGACGACUUCCCGGAGCACAUAAAGAGUUUGGUUCAGAAGGAGAAAGAGUCUGAAGAACAGGAAAAAAGACAAAGGGAGAUUGAACGGAAUACCUGCAAGAUCAAGCUUUUCUGCAUGCAUCCCGUAAAGAUGAUGAUGGAGAGCAAGCUGGAAGUGCACAAGGACAAAACUCUCAGAGAAGCAACAGAGAUGGCCUACAAGCUGAUGGAGCUGGAGGGUGUCGUCCCUUUGGACUGUUGUCGCUUGGUCAAGUAUGACGAGUUCCACGAGUACCUGGAGCGCUCCUAUGAAGGUGAGGAGGACACACUGAUGGGUCUCCUGCUGGGAGGAGUCAAGUCCUCGUACAUGUUCGACUUGCUGCUAGAGACCCGCCGGCCAGAGCAAGUGUUCCAGCCUUACAAACCUGGAGAGGUGAUGGUGAAGGUUCAUGUUGUGGAUCUGAAGAGUGAGACCAUCGCCUCUCCAAUCAGUGUUCGGGCGUACCUGAACCAGACGAUCACUGAAUUCAAACAGCUUAUUGCACAGGCUACAGGGUUAUCUGCAGAAACCAUGCGUGUGGUCCUGGAGCGCUGCUACAAUGACCUUCGGCUCCUCUAUGUUCCAAACAAGACACUGAAAGCUGAGGGAUUCUUCAGGAGUAACAAGGUGUUUGUAGAGAGCUCUGAGUCGACUGAUCAUCAGGUUGCUUUCACAGACUCAGUCUUGUGGAAACUGUUGGACCGUCACGGGAAUACGAUCCGACUCUUGGUCUUACUGCCUGAACAGUCUCCUGGUACCUUGGCCAACAGAACUCUUUGCCAAAAAGUGGGAGGUGACUCUGAUGUGCCCUUUGAUGGAGCAAAGGGUAACAGGAAAUCCGUAGAAGCUAUACUCGAGGAGAGCACAGAAAAGUUAAAGAAUCUGUCUCUGCAGCAGCAACAGCAGGGCUCCAGCACCAGCACCAGCGACAGCCAGAAAAGUUCUGAUGCCAGCGACUUUGAACAUAUCGAGUCCCCAACCCAAGAGGCUGACUCAAACUCUUCACUCUGCAUGGCCGCAGACAACAGAGAGUUAGAGAACCGGAUCAGGGCCACAGCUGGGACCAGCGGUGGGGCCUCCUCUGACCCGGAGAACCACUUUGCCUGUGAGGAGCGCUCAGACUCUGAGGUGAACAAUGACCGCAGCACCAGCUCAGUGGACAGCGACAUCCUCAGCUCCAGCCACAGUAGUGACACACUGUGUAACGCAGACAGCGGUCCCAUACAGCUGGCCAACGGCCUGGACUCGCACAGCAUCACAAGUAGCCGACGCUCCAAAGCCCAUGAGGGCAAAAAAGAGACCUGGGACACUGCUGAAGAGGACUCUGGAACAGACAGCGAGUACGACGACAAUGGGAAGAGCAAGGCGGAGGCUCAGUACCUGUACUUCAGAGCAGAACCUUGUUCUCAGGAUGACUCCUCUUGGGAUGCACAAAAAUGUUUAGUAGUUCAUGUGGACAAGAGAAUAACAUUAGCAGCAUUUAAACAGAACCUGGAGCCCUAUGUAGGAGUGACCUCGACCCAGUUCAAGGUGUUUCGGGUGUACGCCAACAACCAGGAGUUUGAGAGUGUACGGCUCAAUGAAACACUUUCAUCGUUCUCUGACGACAACAAGAUAACCAUUCGACUAGGAAGAGCACUGAAGAAGGGUGAAUACAGAGUUAAAGUGUAUCAACUACUAGUGAAUGAACCAGAGCCCUGCAAAUUCCUAGUGGACACGGUGUUUGCCAAGGGCAUGACUGUCAGACAGUCAAAAGAGGAGCUGCUUCCUCAGUUGAAAGAGCAGUGCAAGCUUGACCUCAGCAUUGACAGGGUUCGUCUCAGGAAAAAGACAUGGAAGAACCCAGGCACAGUGUUUCUGGAUUACCAUGUCUAUGAGGAAGACAUCAGCAUCUCCUCCAACUGGGAAGUCUUCCUGGAAGUCCUAAAUGAACCAGAGAAGAUGAAGUCCAUGUCGCAGCUGGCUAUUCUGACACGGAGAUGGAGCCCGGCUACAAUGAAACUAGGGCCUUUUCAGGAAGUGAUUCUUGAGAGCAGCAGUGUAGAAGAACUCAAGGAGAAGCUUAGUGAAAUGAGUGGUAUUCCUCUUGAAAACCUGGAGUUUGCAAAGGGUAGGGGAACGUUUCCUUGUGAUAUUUCUGUGUUGGAGAUCCAUCAGGACUUGGACUGGAACCCUAAGGUGUCAACUCUUAAUGUGUGGCCUCUGUACAUCUGUGAUGAUGGAGCUGUGGUAUUCUACAGGGAUAGUACAGAGGAGCCUAUGGAGCUCUCGGACGAUGAGCGCAAUGAGCUGAUGAAAAAGGAGAGCAGCCGUCUGCUCAAGACUGGACACCGUGUCAGCUACUCACCACGCAAGGAGAAAGCCCUCAAGAUCUACCUGGACGGAGGCCCUGCCAAGGACCCGGGGCAGGACUGAGGCACAGAGAACCACUCCUGGUUAUUUGGAUCAUCUGGCUGCUGUAGCAUAGCAGCUAGGCUUCAGGUCUCAGUCUCAGUGUUGGGCCUGAUAGUGACUUGAACAUCAAGCAGCGCUGUGAGACGUGCUCUCACCCUCCACUCUGAGCCCCAGGACUGGCUCAGAAACCCUAUUGUGCACUAUAGUGUAUUGUACUGUAAAGUUUAAAGGGAAGUACAAAAGCUAUUCAAUACAGAAAAGAAUCAAAUACUGUGUAGAAAAAUCAAUUGAACGUAAAAGCUCCAGAGAUGGAUGCAGAGAUGUUAGGACCGUGAAACUGGGCUGGAAGGCAUCCAUCCCGUCUAUUUAAGUCUCCCGUCUUAUCUACAUCAGUCUCUUUCACUCUCCUGCCUGUCACUGCGUGUUUCUCUUCCUGUUUUGGACAUAGUGUCGAUUCUGAUUCAAGUGUGACCAUCUUGUAAGUCCAUAUGCUCACACCUUUUUCAGCACUGCUCUAUUAGAGAAAUCAUUCUUAUCUUACAUUGCUCACCUUCCUUUAACAGUACAUACAACCAAGAACUACUUAUCCAGCCUUCCCCAGUCUCACCUCUUCUGGCGAGAUAAACCUCACUCUCUCAGUGACUUUGACAAACUGAGGCGUCGUUCAUUCACAAGAUUUGAUGACUCAAAAAAAAAAA